AUGUCCCUUCAGCUCAUCAGACCUGAUGAUUUGAGACUGGUGAAUGGAAGCAGUCCUUGCUCUGGGACAGUGGAGGUGUACCGCUGGGGACAGUGGGGGACAGUAGCCCAGUAUAACUGGGACUUAAACGAUGCUACAGUGGUGUGUCGACAGCUGGGCUGUGGCUCUCCUGUAGUAACACCAAUUAGAGCUCACUUUGGAGAAGGUUCUGGAAGGGUGCUGCUCAGAGAUCUUUCCUGCAAUGGGUCAGAGUCUGCACUCAGGGACUGUGGAGCAGUUGACUUCAGACACAUAGACUUCCCACACAAGUUUGACGCUGGCGUUAUCUGCUCAGAUUUUGUGAAACUUGAGGGUGGAGCUGACCGCUGCUCUGGGAGAGUGGAGGUGAAGCUCAAUCACUCCUGGGCUACACUGUGUGAUGUUGACUUUGACUGGCAGGAUGCUCAGGUGGUCUGUGGGGAGUUGGACUGUGGGGAUCCUUCAGCUCUACACAAGGUGCCUCACUUUGGUCAAGGACAGGCCUGGUUUGGGGAAGGAAGUGGUCCCAUCUGGCCUGAUGUAUUUCAGUGCCAUGGGAACGAGACACAACUCUCCCAGUGUGCUGUGUCCCCAUGGAGUCGGGCAGCCUGCUCUCAUGGACAGGAUGUAGGAGUCAUCUGCUCUGUUGGGGGAGUCAGGCUGCUGUCAGGGGGGAGUGACUGUGAGGGCUGGGUGGAGGUUUUCUAUAACCAGACAUGGUGGAGGAUCCAUAAGAAGUCCUGGAGCUUCACAGAUAGUUCCGUGGUCUGCAGACAGCUCGGCUGUGGCUCUGCAGCGAAGGUCCGUCCAUCUGGGGCAGGUGAAGGUGACAGGUGUGUGACGGGAUUCCAGUGUUCAGGAACGGAGGCUCAUCUGGGGACCUGCAGCUCUCCACAAAUACUCACCUGCAAACCCAGAGACCAGGUGUUCAUAAUCUGCACCAACCACAGGUCUCUCCGCCUAGUUGGGGGUGGUGGAGAGUGUGCUGGGAGGCUGGAGGUUUUCCACAGGGGCUCUUGGGGGACGGUGUGUGAUGACUUCUGGGGUCUGGCAGAAGCUCAGGUUACCUGCAGACAGCUGCGAUGUGGGACAGCCCUCAGAGGGCAGAACCCGGUACCAGCCUACUUUGGCCCAGGAUCUGGACCCAUCUGGCUUGGGCGACUGGGCUGUACAGGAAGCGAGUCGUCCCUGUGGGACUGUCCCUCAGCACGGUUUGAACAGCAAGAUUGUGGUCACAAGGAGGACGUGGGGGUUGUGUGCUCAGAGCACAAGCUUCUGCGUUUGUCUGAGGGCUGCUCUGGCCAUACAGAGGUCUACUACAAUGGAAGCUGGAGAAGUUUGUGCUUCAAUCACAUGGAAAAGACUACGGCAGCAGUGAUCUGUCGUCAGCUCGGCUGUGGAGACAAGGGGACAGUCGAUGAGACAAUCUCCAGGCUCAGUCCUGAACCUACAGGAAAUGAUGGUCUCAAAUGUCGCCCCCAUGACUCCUCACCGUGGCAGUGUCCAUUCUCACUAUGGGGACAGAAUACUUGUACUGAUACCAAGGUGGCUAAGAUCUACUGCUCAGGUGAAGUUUACACUCAGUCAACAUAA
This is a messenger RNA of Scleropages formosus (Asian bonytongue), 1611 nucleotides long. Its product is annotated as antigen WC1.1-like. Lineage: Eukaryota; Metazoa; Chordata; Actinopteri; Osteoglossiformes; Osteoglossidae. Gene Ontology annotation, molecular function: serine-type endopeptidase activity. The transcript has 7 exons. The record is from RefSeq and is a predicted model, not a curated record. Gene Ontology annotation, biological process: zymogen activation. Gene Ontology annotation, cellular component: plasma membrane. Bases 1 to 1611 code for a protein of 536 amino acids.